This is a messenger RNA of Cylicocyclus nassatus, 918 nucleotides long. The record is from the annotation of a GenBank genome assembly. Lineage: Eukaryota; Metazoa; Nematoda; Chromadorea; Rhabditida; Strongylidae.
AGAAAAUGGUACAACGAAUUGCGCGGACACAUAACGUGCCGCGCAUCUACACCCUCGUCCAUGACUCGCCUUACCCCACACAUGAGAUCUCGGAUCAUGUCUACGAUGAGCUGAAGAAGGUUCUAAUCCUUGCCGGAGCCUUCUUCUUUAUCACCAUCGUGUGUAUCAUGUCAAAGUUGCAGGUUGGAACUGAAGACGUGCUACGUUGGUCACCGGUUGUUUGGUUGGUAGGCGUUUGUGUUGCGGGUGCAUUCAUGAAUCUCAUAUUCUAUUGUCGGAAAAAGUACCGAGAAAGGAAACGACGGCAACGAGACCAACAACAAGAGCUGCUAUUUUCGUUAGCGAUUCCUCGUUCCUACCCAUGUCUGGCACCUCCUCCACAUCAAGGGUGCUGCCGAUCUUCGCGAAAUUCAAUCUCCGGCCGAAGCUUGCCGUCGUAUGAGGACGCCAUCACUUACAAGUUGGAGGAUAACUCGCUUCCACCAAAUUAUUCUGAAGCUGUUUCGAUGCUGCACGCAUCCACACAAGUGUCUACACAGACACAGACAAGCCGAACCACUCAAACAACAAACGGUCCCGAAUGACCAACGGCCAGUGCUCCCCUUUAAUUCACAUUCCAAGAUUAUUUCUGUUAAGGAAAAUUUUCUAGGCUUGUUCUUCCGAAUUUUGUAUUUAUUUGUGCACAUUUACCUCGAAAUUGGUAGAAAUUUGUCUUUUACCUUCACUUCACAUCGAUUCCAAACCCUCCGUAAUUCCUCCUACAGUUUGUGUUCCCAUCAGGGAUAUCCGUCGUGCAUUCGUCUUGUACAUAAUAUUCUUCUCUUAUGUAAUCACUACCAAGAAAAAGUGCACUUUGUUGAACUUUUCUUUUUUCCUUUGUUAACAUCGACCGCAACACAAGUUGAUGUCUGUUUCACU